Nomia melanderi (Alkali bee) is the source of this 4767-nucleotide messenger RNA. RefSeq lists its product as uncharacterized. The record is from RefSeq and is a predicted model, not a curated record. Lineage: Eukaryota; Metazoa; Arthropoda; Insecta; Hymenoptera; Halictidae.
UGGGUGUGCAAGAUGCGUGGAGUAUUUAGUGUGUGAUUCUGCGCGAGAGUUAGGGGGAAUCUGGUAAUGGGUGGGGUUUGAACGAUGAAUCCCUUCUCUUCUCAUAUCUGAUUCGAGCUGAUUCGAGUCGGUUUCGUGUAGUCCAACAGUAUCCUUGCGUUCGACGCGUGAUACGCGUUCACCGAUGUUCAUGUAAUGGCAGCACUAAAUUGGCGGUUAGGUAAAUAUCGGUCGCAAAACGUAGACGUUUCGAGCACCCGACCGAAACCCAGCCGCAACAUCUAAAUAUAUUUUUCUUUCGAUUUGACGAACGACGAAAAUAGCGCGUCUCGAACAGUGUCUCAAGGAAAGUGAAGUUUAUAUACGCCCUUGCGUAUCAUCUGUCAAGAUAACGAGCGAGACAGACCUAUUGCGAAAGGCAGGAAAGGAGGUGUGAAUAUCUUAUCAACGUUAUCGACACUGCACCCAAUGCAUACUGACCACAGUUAUAGAAAUGCAUUCUUCAAUCGCGCGGACACGAUGUGAAUGAUCGUGGCCGAUACUCGUGAGUCAUAUUAAAAUUUUGGCAAACAGACAGAGAAUUCGCCCUUCGCCAAAUACAUAUCUGAAUCGUUUGGCUGAACGUCUGCGUGGAGGUGGUCGUACUGUAAACAUAUCCGUAAACGGAAUCAAAGAUUAAACUUGUCGUUAAUGUAAGAUGUAAUCUACUGGGCUAUUGUUGCAAAGUAUUUUUGCAAAACAUUUUUACACGUUUAUAUAUUCUCUGCAUUUACAUACAUGUUUAUUCGCAUUUGUAUUUAAGUAGAUAAAUUAUUUAUAAUGGAAAAGAGAAGUAUUACUGGGAAAGACAUCCUAAGAAUGGAUGGUCUUUUGCCACCAACAAGGCGAUUGCCUGUCUGUGAUGCAGUAACUUUGUCGGAUAAAAAGAAAGAAAAAAAGUGGUCUAUUGGUGGAAUUUUAAAGCGAAUAUCUUCGAUACGUGAUUAUGACAGUUCCUCGAAUGAUGAAGAAAUGGUAUAUUGCACGAGGCAACAGAGACCUCUUUCAGUGUUUAAUAGAAAAUCACACAAUGUUACACUUCAUCCAGUUAAAAGAAGUACCGAUGAACAUUUAAAUAAAAAUAAUUCAAGCAAUGGUACUAUUGAUAACUUGGUGGACACAUCAAGUCUACAAAGAGAUUCCACGCAUGUUCGUGGUAGUGAUGGAUCAUUGGAUAGAUUAAGUAAAAAGUUACGUAAAAGUGUACUCAAAGCUCGAGUAGAAGCAAAGAGAGAUCGUAUUUGUGCAGAUAGUAGUUCAGAUGAAGAUUCUCGAGUGUCUUGUAAUUCAUUGACUAGAUUUCAGAGCGAAUCUACGACCCAAAAUAUGCAGAAAAGUAGUUCCUGCAAUAGAAAAAGUCGUGCUGCACGUACAGAACGUUACAUAAAACGUUUAUCAAAAGAUGAGGGUAACAGAUUUUCAGAACACAUGAACAAUGUAACCAACAAACGCAAUAGCCUUGAUUUUAUGGAUGCACAUCAGUCACUCAAUAUCAGUGAAAGUGAUUUAUUUCAACCUGAAGUACAACCUCGUUCUAUUACACAGCCUAAUAGUUACACAUUCCCAGUACAAAGAUCUGUGGAAAACAUACGACAGGCAGCAUCAUGUAGCUAUCAAACCAAAUCGUCUACUGAACUCACACGACAUUCUUCAAAUCGAUACAUUACAGAUUUAAAUCAGAAUAACACGUACACAAAACCAAAUGUUUUGUACAAAGAUAAGCAUUACAUGAACCAGGAAGAACACAACUACUUUUCAACUUCUCCACCACUACACAGUGAUUAUACAAAAUCCUAUGAUUAUGUAAGGAAUGAUCAGUCAGUAUAUCGAAGUUCUUCUCCACCAGAACCCCCACCAAGGAAUCCACGUAGUAAAGUGUUUGCUUAUAGUUGCAAUUCCUUUCCAUCUAGUGGGAAAUACAGAGUACCAAGACACACAGAAUCUCCACAUCCAAGAGUGGACAAUGUGCACGAAGCUUCAUGGGAUCGCUUGAAAGGCAUAAGAUCAUACGACUCGAAUAACGAAAUCAGCUGGUGCAGUUCAACUAGACAAUGCCCACGACGUCCACUGUCUUUAACAGUGAUACCAACGCAAUCCUGUAAUUCGUCAGAAUGUACAAACAAUAGGCACAAUUCAACUGGCAGGCAUAUGGACGAAUGCAAGUAUCACGAGACAGAAGCGAUGAAGUGUCAACGGCGAAACAACCGAAACGACCAGCUCAACUCAAAAUUCAACGAUCGUAACAUUCAAAAACGCGAGCAAAAGUUUUCUCCAAUUUCACCGCCAAACAUGUACAGUAAUUCAGCAUUUAUCUACAACAAGAGUUCAAACUCUCCUUCGGCAAAGUCCCCUUCCGAGAGAACUGUCCGAGAACGUUCGUACAGUUCAUCAAAUGAUAAAUUCGUCUCGAAUCCAAGUGCAGAAAAGAAGGACGAGAAACCAGUAGUAGCGAGCGACAAAGAUGUUCUGGAAAGGAGAAGAAGUUCAAAGAACCUGGAAGAGGCGCUGUCCGAAUUGGAAGCGAUAUACAACAGUUUGUGCCUUGGAGACGAGGAUCUUCUCGAUCGGGCGGAGCGACGUAGUAUGGAGGAGUUUAGUCUCCGUCGCGGUAAGGCCGAUAGCAGCCUCGCGUUAGACUUGGUGGACUCGCCGGACAGAUCGAAAGACGAUAUGGCCUAUAGACGAAUGCACCCUAAGGAAAGACCGGCAUCCUUGUCAGAAGUGAUCAGUCAAUCCGCACUCUCUAAUAUCAGCUAUCUGAUGGCCUCGCCUAUCUUGUCACGUAAAGACGCGACUGAUGAUUAUCCGUACGCCUCAAAUUACCCAGUUCGCAAAGACGAGCCGGACGUAACACGCGACGAUGUCGUUUACCGAAGUAUUCAUCACGCGAAUAAUACAUUGAAGGUGGCCGAUCCGCAACCACCGUUCGGGAUACCUCUGGGACCCGUAACUGCGGCCACAGAGAGCGACUACCUGCACACCACGCCAACCAAGCCGGAUCAUCCUCGUUCGUCGUACAUACCACAGUGCGAGCCCGACAUUGUUACAGACGAUUUGGCAUAUAGAACCUUGCGGAAGGAUGCCAGCAUGGCAAGGAAUGCCGCCGAAAGUAAAAGCGGCGUUGCGAAAGACCAGGAAACCACUUUCGGCAUGAAGAAAAAACGGGCGGUUAGAUCUCUGUCCGCUAAUCUGUAUGGUCUGAUAAACCAGGAUCGCAUACAUCUUCGACGGGAACCCAGUCUUCAGGAGAUCAAGGUCGGGGUCAGUGACGCGUCGAUGAAUGAUGUUAAAUUACUACCUGUUAGAUCCGAUUGUUUUAGGCGUGUGGUUAGCGACGGUGAGCUUUCCGAUUACGACACCCGGUGGCGCGAGGAUGGUUUGUUGAAAAACAGGAGAACCGACAUAAAUGGCAAUCAUACUGUCUCCAACAUAAGCCGAAGGAAGCUACGCGUUUACGUCUCGCCAUCGACCAGAAUACAGACCUCCGGAGAGAACAGCGAGGACGAGGCGGUAGCUCAGAACUCGGCGUCGAAUGGCAUACUGUCGCAGGCUUUGAGCACUGACUUUUGGCAGGAUCGUUUAAAAUCAAAUGAGCCGGCUGAUCGAGAUACGGAAUCUGAUUUCACCGCUUAUAGCAAUUUGUGCCAAGACUUAGUUAAUUUGAUACAGGGGGAAGAGAAUGGGGAUUUAAGAGAGACUACAGAAGCGAAUGACGCUGAAUCGGAGCAACCGACGAAAGUGGACAGUCCAGUGGACAUCAAUGAAACUGACGACAGCCCGAUAUUGCAUAUUAGGACGUUAGGUAGUCAGUAUACUGAACACACUGUAGAAGAUUGUAAGGAGAUCGAAGGAAAUGGAGACGCGGAAAGACUGGCGGAAUCCAUCGGUAAUCAUGGGAACGAUGAUCCCGAGAAGACUGACGAUAAUGCCUUUGACUUCUAUCUGCGUGUCGCGGACGAGAAUGUGAAACUAAUUGCGGAGGCGUUCAGCAGCGUGGCGGAUCGCUUACGCGAUAGCCGUUUAAGCCAAAAGAAUUCGCUGACGUCGCGGCGUUCUGAAAUAGAAACCGAUAGUACGGCGCCCAAUACGAGCACGCGUAGCUCCAUCACCUACAGCCCGGACGAUGUGAACGACGACCUGUCUUCUUCGUCGAAGUCUACCGAUACGCAACACAUAGUUCCUAAAGAAAAUACGCCGAUAAACAUAGACUGGGACCAUGAGGAGGUUGAGUCAGAGGAGGCGAAAAAUAACUCGAAUAUCGAUCUGGAAUUGGAUCUGUCCAAAGCUGUUCAUGAUCUACAGUUAGCUGCAGCGAGUUUGUGCGAGCAUGAAAAAGAGAUCGAGCAGUUAGAGGCUUUAUGGAAGAAGGACACCAGCGAUACUCCUUCCGAAGCCUCGAUCGCGGUCGCAGGGGAAACACCGUUGUCAACAUCGGAAAAACUUUGUACGGUGGAGAAUGAUGGCGGGGAAUUAGAAUGCGAUCAAGAGGAAACUGUAGUACCGACUGAUGUUAAGUCGCAGACCGAUGAACAUGACCCAGAUGAUGAAGGUCUCCCGGCACUUGAUCAUUCAUGAUGCGAACCGCUCUAGAUGAGUUCUGAGUUCACACAUAACUAACCAAUGUACACGGCGUUGUCGACCGAAAUGCGGCGGAACAAUUGAAUUUGUUUAAAGUCGAGUUUCUAUGGACUGUUUCAGACGGAAUGGUGUGUUCUUGUUGUUCUUGUU